Adineta ricciae is the source of this 348-nucleotide messenger RNA. The record is from the annotation of a GenBank genome assembly. NCBI's taxonomy places the organism in Eukaryota, Metazoa, Rotifera, Eurotatoria, Adinetida, Adinetidae.
AUGGUUCUUACGAUCACAACGCUUGAAGACUUGGAGAAGCAACUUAAAGAUGAAAGUAAUGCGGAUAAACUAAUCGUUUUGGAUUUCUUCGCUACAUGGUGUGGUCCGUGUGUCCGUAUUGCACCAAAGAUAGAAGAUUGGAGCACUGGCGACCACAAGGAUGAUGUAGUUUUCCUUAAAUGUGAUGUUGAUGAAGCUGAAGACGUUGCAAAGAAAUACGACAUUGAAGCUAUGCCGACAUUCGUCCUUUUCAAGAAUGGAGAAGAGAUAACUCGUGUGGUUGGAGCGAAUACCGCAGAUCUGAAGAAGACUAUCGAAGACAACGUCAAAUCGAAAUCUGAUGAUUAA